AAAAAAAAACGUGAAAGUGGGGUCUCUUAUGCGAAAGUGCAGGGGCAGGGUCACUUUUGGGUGGGUGACCCGUGUGGGACCGCGGUUGGCUUGGCAACAGCAGGCCAACGGAACGCCUUUUCAUUCAAAGGGGCGGAGAGAGGCUAGACGGAAACAAGACCGACAGGUGAACUGAUUGUUUAGUGUGGCGUCAGAAGUUUGGUUUUCACGAACGCGUUGUCAUGAAGUGAACUCUGACGUCCGGAGGAAAGCGAAGACCUUCCAAAAAUGGAGUGCGACACGAUAGACGCGGCUCGCUCGACGCCCACUCGCCACGAGAAAAGUUUGGGUCUCCUCACGAUGAAGUUUGUUGGUCUUCUCCAAGAGGCCAAUGAUGGCGUCCUCGACUUGAAAAUGGCCGCAGACAGCUUGGCAGUGAAGCAGAAAAGGCGCAUAUACGACAUCACCAAUGUCCUGGAAGGCGUGGGCUUGAUUGAGAAGAAAAACAAAAAUGUCAUCCAGUGGAGGGGCGAGAACAAGGGAAGUCAGAAGCAGGAAGUUCUUGACCAGGUUAGGCUUCUGCAAGCCCAGAUUUCUGAGUUGGAAGCCCAAGAGAAAGAGCUGGACAAGCAGAAGAUCUUACUGCAGGAGAACACGGAAUUCAUGAACCACGAUUCCGGUACCAGCAAAUAUCCUUGCGUCAUCGGUGAGGGUUUAUCAAAGAAGAUGCUGGAAAGCAGAAUGGAAAUGUAUCUUGAAGAGGUAGCAUCACAGUGGCUGUCUGGAAAAAAUGCCGGGGCGCGUGCAGUGAUGGGAAUAUCCCACUUUCAUUGAUUUCUGUGCGAAAACCAAAGAUGGCUGACGUUUUCUUUCUACUCUGAUGCAGCAGUUUUUCAGGAAGAGGCCAUUGAUGGAUAUUGUCACUCAACCGUUAUGCAUGGUCAUGUUUGUCCUCUUUGGGACUACUGACUCAGUCAUUUCACUCUCAAAACAAAAAUCCCAUCUUGAUCCUC
Messenger RNA from Hippocampus zosterae (dwarf seahorse), 992 nucleotides. It is a transcript of the gene e2f5, whose product is annotated as E2F transcription factor 5. The record is from RefSeq and is a predicted model, not a curated record. Lineage: Eukaryota; Metazoa; Chordata; Actinopteri; Syngnathiformes; Syngnathidae. The coding region runs from base 268 to 813 and encodes 181 amino acids. Gene Ontology annotation, molecular function: RNA polymerase II cis-regulatory region sequence-specific DNA binding; DNA-binding transcription factor activity, RNA polymerase II-specific. The transcript is spliced from 3 exons. Gene Ontology annotation, cellular component: RNA polymerase II transcription regulator complex. Gene Ontology annotation, biological process: regulation of transcription by RNA polymerase II.